This is a messenger RNA of Cuscuta europaea, 2059 nucleotides long. The record is from the annotation of a GenBank genome assembly. Lineage: Eukaryota; Viridiplantae; Streptophyta; Magnoliopsida; Solanales; Convolvulaceae.
CCGGGAUACUAAGGUACUCUAAGCAUUGUUCUCCACAAGAUAUUGUUUGUAUCUGAACUUUUGAAGUAUGUCAGCAAACCACAGUCCAGCCAAGUACAAAACCGAACAGAGGAACAUAAAACAAAAAAUUUGAACAGACGGCCCGCUUUGUGCAUUUCGCAUUGCGACUCAAUGUACAGCGGAAUCCGAUAUUGACUUACCGGAAUCUAUAGGAAAACGGGCGAUUUGCCGGAUCGGACCCGGCUGAUAUCACUACAGUAGCGGGUGGCUGGAUCUUUCGCAACAUCCGGACAUAUAUAAAGUAAUUAAAUUUGAAUCAAAUUAGGGUAAAUGAGUUUCUUCCGUCUUCAGCUCACUCAAGUUAAAGCUCUAACUUUCACUGUUUUUAACCCAGGCCUCUCUUCUUCGUUCAAUUUUGUUAUUUUCCCAUAGUUUUUCUCCGUCUGGGCUUCCUUCUAGUAGUAAUCUGCUGCUAAAAGAAUGGCUCCAAAACUUGACAUUGCUUGGGAACAUGCCACACCAUUUGAAGGUAACAGAAAACUUCCACAAUGCAAUUACUGCCACAAGAUCAUAGAUGGGGUUACACAAUUAAAACGACACAUUGCACAUGCACCUGGGACUGCGGAACCCUGUCCAUCAGCUCCAAAAGCAGUUUCACAUAUGUUGAUGAGAAAUCUUACAAAGGGCAGAAAACUCAAAGAAACACUUUCUGAUGUUUUCGAAAUGGAAGGAAAUAGGUAUAUGCAAGCUAAGCUUUGUGGAGAUGAGAGUAGUUACAUGGAUGUUGAUUAUUCUGGGGAUGAGGGAUUGACGGAGCUUGAAAAGUUUUACCUUAAACAAGCCAUGGAAGAGAGUCGUCAGACAGCUCGUUUUGAGGAAGAGAAAAGGAAAAAAUUUGAUGCCGCAGUUUAUCAAAUCUCGUCACCUUCAACUGGUAAUGAUAUCGCUGGUCCUUCAAGCAACUCAACUUCCAGAACAAAGCGUGGGCACCCUUCCAGAAGCACAAAAAAGAAGGCACAAAUUGUUGAGAUGCAAAUUGAGGAAUUGGAAAAAGAAUUGAAUCUCCAAAAACAAAAAGUAAGUGACCUUGAACAAGAAAAUCUGCAGUUGAAGAAGCAGAUGCUGCAUAUGCAAGAACUACAGCAGCCUAAAAUGCCUGAAGAAAAGAAUCUCGGUGUCCAUGAACUUGAAGCCUUGCUUUUUCAGAAGGAAACGGAGAUCAAUGAAUUGAAAGAAAAACUAGCUGAGAAAGAUGAUGAACUUCAUGAUGCGGAAGAUUUAAACCAGACUCUCAUGCUCAAGGAGCGGAUGAGUAACACUGAACUGCAAGAAGCUCGCAGGGAAUUGAUCAAUGUUUGGCCUGACCUUAUGAGUACACCAAAAGUUGUGAUAAAGAGGAUGGGUGAGAUCGACCAGACACCUUUUCAAAAUGUCUGCAUACGUAGAUUUGGUAAGCAUGAUUGGGAGGUGAAAGCUACCAAACUGAGCUCUUGGUGGCAGGAGAUGGUGAACAAUCCGAACUGGCACCCUUUCAAAACAAUAGAGAAAGAUGGAAAAUUGCAGGAAGUAAUAAAUGAAGAUGAUCUAGCCUUGAAAGAACUGAAAUACCAAUUGGGUGAUGCACCAUAUAAAGCUGUCGUUGCUGCCCUGUUGGACUUAAAUGAGUACAACCCAAGCGGGCGAUACAUAACUCCAGAGCUGUGGAACCUUAAUGCUGGAAAAAAAGCUACCUUGCAGGAAGCAGUCCAAUGCAUGAUUCAGCAGUUGAAGAAGUCCUCCCGAUAUCCCUGUUGAUCCAUCCCCAGCAUCUAACCCAAUGUUUUUAACAGAUGUGAAUAUCCAUCACGGGUUAGAGUUCAAUAUCUCCUUUUGCUGUAUUUGCCUAAAACUUUUAGCAUACACACAUAUAUGAAUGUUGUGUGGAGUCCCACUUCAAUUUUUCAGUUAGGACUCUAUUGUAUUCAACAUAGGGAGCAUUCCUGUAUAAAUUAAUGUGUCCCCCAAUUGCCCUAUAAUGAACACAUGAAAUUGUUAACCACGCAAAAGCUUUGAAGAUUAC